Messenger RNA from Boeremia exigua, 282 nucleotides. Its product is annotated as kinase-like domain-containing protein. Lineage: Eukaryota; Fungi; Ascomycota; Dothideomycetes; Pleosporales; Didymellaceae. Gene Ontology annotation, biological process: intracellular signal transduction; protein phosphorylation. The record is from RefSeq and is a predicted model, not a curated record. Gene Ontology annotation, cellular component: cytoplasm. The annotation marks the transcript as partial. The transcript has a single exon. Gene Ontology annotation, molecular function: ATP binding; protein serine/threonine kinase activity.
AUCACAUUGGAGCUCGUCGGUGCCAUCACCUGUGUCCACAGCAAGGCCUGCGUGCAUCGCGUUCUAAAGCUCGAGGACAUCCUGCUGGACAAGCACGGCGACGUCAAGCCGUGCGACCUUGGCCUCACGCGCGAGUACGAGGGCAAGAGCAACUACCUGCAGACAUGGUGCGGCACUGCGUGCGACUGCGCCCUGGAGAUGCUCAAGGGCGAGAAGUACGCUGGCGAGAAGGUCGACGUGUGGAGCCUGGACAUUAUUCUAUAUGCCCUGCUGGUCGGCGAG